This is a messenger RNA of Ascochyta rabiei, 2166 nucleotides long. RefSeq lists its product as uncharacterized. Gene Ontology annotation, biological process: mitochondrial RNA 5'-end processing. Bases 1 to 2166 code for a protein of 721 amino acids. The transcript is spliced from 2 exons. NCBI's taxonomy places the organism in Eukaryota, Fungi, Ascomycota, Dothideomycetes, Pleosporales, Didymellaceae. Gene Ontology annotation, cellular component: mitochondrial envelope; mitochondrion. The record is from RefSeq and is a predicted model, not a curated record.
AUGUCCAUGUGCUGGCUCUGCGCCCGCCACAGCCAGCCCACAUGGCCGCAACGGCGGCCCUUGAGCGCCACGCAGACCCUGCGCAAGAGGGCGAAAGGCAACCAGAAAUCGUCGCCCUUUCGGAGCCUCAAGCACGACCCCGCAGUCGUCAACAGCUUCCUCGCCGCCGACGAGCCUGCGAAUGCCGACCAGACAGUCCCCAUACGCAAAGUAAAGGCCAAAGGCGACCAAGAUGAUGCCGCGCCCGAGACCAUGUCGCUCAAGGAGGCUCUCAUGGGCUCCUCGCUGAGAGGGCUGGCCGGCCAGGACAAGAAGAAGAAGCGGGACCACCUCAAGGAGAAUCUCCACAUUGAAGAGCUCGCUCCAGGCGAUCUCAACUUCGAGCCCAUUCAAGUCGACAUGCCGCCGCUGCCCAUGCUGGCCUACGGUCUCGAUCGUGUGCUGUUCAACCCUGGCGUCUACCGCCUGCAGGACCCUCGCACAGGCGUCUACAACUUCGACCCCUAUCUGGAGAAGAUCAUGCCCGUCGAGGAGUUUGACUUUGACGCCCUGAGCGAAUACAAGACGUCGUCCAAGGACGAGGACCUGCUGGCCAUUACCAGAAAACUGGGCGUCAAAUACACGGGCUCCACCUCCAGCAUGUCCGGCGUGCUUCAGCACUUCCACUUCCUGCUGUCCGCCCACCGCAAGCUCGACCACAGCAUGCUCUCGAAGAACUUCCCCGAUCCCACCAACAAGUUCUCACGUAUCACACAAGGCCCCGAUGCCAUCUUCUUGCGCUACAAGGACGGUGUGUAUGCAAUCGACGCCGACAAGACUUUUGACACGCCCAACGUCAUGAGCUGGCUUGGCCACUCCCUCGAAAAACUCUUGACUUCGGAGCGCGCCGAAUUCGAGCGCUACCGCAGAUCCAACCCAGAACAAACGCCGGACGAAAGCGCCUCGGCGAGGUGCUUCCACUACACCAAGCAGGGCAGCAUCUUGAUGCGUUCUCAACUGGACGCUCAGGAUCCACGUCUGCCAGGCGCUGGCAUCUUCGACCUGAAGACAAGAGCAGUCGUGUCCAUUCGCAUGAACCACAGGGAGUACCAGGAAGGCCUUGGCUACCAAUUGCGCUACGCACAGGGCGAGUGGGAAUCUUUCGAACGCGAGUUUUACGACAUGACCCGAGCCACCAUGUUGAAAUACUCGCUCCAAGCCCGCAUGGGGCGAAUGGACGGCAUCUUCCUAGCGUACCACAAUAUUGAGCGCAUCUUCGGCUUCCAGUACCUCAGCCUCUCGGAGAUGGACCAGGUCCUUCAUGGGCAAACCGACACUUGCCUGGGUGACCAGGAGUUCAAGCUGUCGGUCGGCCUUAUGGAAGAGCUUCUGAACCGAGCCACCGAGAAGUUCCCCGAGACAUCCAUUCGUCUGCACUUUGAGACCCGCGACACCAAAGCGCCCUUUAUGUAUGUUUUUGCCGAGCCAGUCACCGAAGAGCGUGCAGACGAUAUCCAGAACACGGGAGCGCAAUACGCAAAGGACUGGGCACGCCGUGUCGUUGGCGUUGGCAAAGACGACCCCGAGGCGCAAGAGGCGUGGCAGGAUCUGCAAGAAGAAGUCGACGAGCAAGUCAAUGAGGAUGGCACUGUGGAAAAGAAUGUGGGAGCAGAGACGAGCGAGGACGUGGACACGCCCGCCGACGGCGAAACUGCCACUACCGCCGAGGAUGCUAAUGCAGCUGUGGAACCACCGACGUUUGCAAAAGACACGAACACUGCCGGGCCUCUGGUAGGCUGGACGCUCACCAUUCGCAACAAAGUAAACGGGCACUACCUCACGCGCCCCGAGAAGCUGGAGCCCGAGGACAACUGGCAAAUCGAAUACCACAUCAACGAGAUUGAAGAGGCUUCUGCCUGGGACCUUUACAAUGCCAUCAAGGAGCGUCGACGCCAGCUGAUUGGGCUGAACGAUGAUGAGCAGAGCAAGGGACUCGUGAACUACCGGAAGAUCAUACAGCGCUUUGCGAGCAGAGGACGGACGUGGAGGGCGAAGCAAGACCAGCUCGACGAGGAGAGGGGCGUGCAGCUGUUUACACCCUUGGGGCCUGGGUCCGAGGCGUAUGUAUCUUCGAGGUCGAAUGAGGCUGAGGCUGAGGCUGAGGCUGUUACAGGGAGAAAGGCGUAA